CAUAUCAAGAUGGCUGAGUAUUCAAAGGAACUAGGACCAAUCUAUCAAAUGUCGUUUGGCGGCCGUGACUACAUUGUUCUCAACUCCCCCGAAGUUAUCAAGGGAGUCCUUGAAACCAAUGGCAGCAAGAAUUCUGACAGAGUGCCGAGUACAGUUGUUUUGCUGAUGAGCGAUAAUGGCCUGAUGUGGGCCUGGGGAGCUGACAACAGUUACCUUCGCAAGUCCCGCAGACUGUUUCACAACGGUUUUAUCAACAAGACCAACUGGGAAAAGAACUUUCCUGAAUUAUACAAUAACCAAGUCGGUCGUAUCUUGAGAAAGAUCAGGGACCACGGAACUGCCGACGAAGGUUAUUCGUUAAUGGAUGUCUGCUAUCUCUACACAAUUAAUGUGUCAAUGAGUGUUCUAUUCAAUCGUGAUUAUGAGAGCUGUGACGAUCCAGACUUCCUUGAAAUGAAUGCAGUUGCCCACGAUUUUUCUGACCUUGGCGUGGCGUUACAAAUUGAGUGCCCAAAGAUUCUCGAGUUUGCCAUCAGUCCAUUCAUGAACAACGCAAAGAGACUUCAAAAUAAAUUCCGUAGUGUAUUCAGCAAAUAUAUCAAGGAACUUCGUGAAAAGCGCGCAAAGGGCAUAAUCGUGAAAUGUCUUAUUUCUGACAUUCUUGACGUUCAAGAAAAGGAACAAUUGACAGAGCCCGAAUUGGACAACUUUGCCGCUGCUUCUAUGGUAGGAGCAACAGAUACGACUGCCUUGUCACUUGCAAAUCUACUGGUUACCUUGGCAAAUUACCCAGAAGUACAACUCAAGGUACAGAAAGAACUGGAUACAGUAGUUGGUAUAGAGCGUCACCCGACCGAGCAGGACUUGAUCAAUUUGCCAUACACCAAAGCUGUCAUAACAGAGUGUUUGAGAUUCUGUCCACCUGUCUGGAUCAGUCUUCCUCACAUGUCAAGAGAGAGACAAGUCUACAAUGGCUACGAAAUUCCAGCCAACACUGGUAUUCUACAGAACAUCUAUGCCACAAACAUGAGCCCUGAACUCUUUGACAAGCCAGAGGAGUUCAAUCCAGACCGCUAUUACAAAGAAGAACUCUUGAAACCGAAUCAACGUGAUCACUGGAGUUUUGGCAAUGGACGCCGUACCUGUCCUGGUAAUAUAUUUGCCGAGAAAUCACUUCAGUACUUCACGGCCCGUAUUCUUUGGGCCUAUACAUUGACAACACCU
Molecule: messenger RNA, 1224 nt
Organism: Phycomyces blakesleeanus NRRL 1555(-)
Lineage: Eukaryota; Fungi; Mucoromycota; Mucoromycetes; Mucorales; Phycomycetaceae
Product: CYP5314 protein
Exons: 6
Molecular function (GO): oxidoreductase activity, acting on paired donors, with incorporation or reduction of molecular oxygen; heme binding; monooxygenase activity
Source: RefSeq, a predicted model, not a curated record